Rattus norvegicus (Norway rat) is the source of this 5538-nucleotide messenger RNA. Lineage: Eukaryota; Metazoa; Chordata; Mammalia; Rodentia; Muridae. The record is from RefSeq and is a predicted model, not a curated record.
AAAGGAUGGCCCCCCAAAUACAGCACAUGGGAACCAGAGGAGCACAUUCUGGACCCUCGCCUUGUCAUGGCCUACGAGGAGAAGGAGGAGAAAGACCGAGCAUCAGGGUAUAGGAAGAGAGGUCCGAAACCCAAGCGGCUUCUGCUGCAGGUAACCACUGCCUCUGAGCCUUCUCCCCUCACCCUGCCCAACCCUGCCUUGCCCCCACCACCUGCAUGUGCACUGCCCUUGGGCCCACUCUCUUGCCCUACCCAGCGCCCCUGGGUACAGUAGAGUGAGACACGCAGUGGAUACAGUUCCAUAGAAGGGAGUUUGUAAAGGCCUCGUGUGGAGCUGAAGCCAAGGUAGUCAGCCUGGGUAGGGGACUCCGGUGGGCCUGAGGGUAGACAUAUGGCCAAUCUGUGAGAGCUUAAAAUGUCUGAGUAAGCCUCUUUUGAUCCUCCAAAACUCUAUAGACACAAAAUAUCUGAGGAUCUUAGUAUUAAGGAAACAUGGCAGAGUAGGAUUGCAAACUCCAAGAACUGGAGACCCUUGGCAGCCUGAGCAUGACCUUGGGGCGGCAGCCAUGUUCUCUCUGGAGAGGAACCUGCAGUGAAGGCUGUUUUUCCAUAUGGGCCUUGCAAAUGUUUCUGUCCAUUCCCAUGAUGCCGUAAGUCUUGGCAAAGAAGCCAAAAGAGUAUGGAAGCCACCACACAAUUCAGUGAUUGUGUGCAGGCCUUGAGUGUUUUCUCACCUAUGUGUGUGUUGGGGGAGGAGGGAGUGGACACGAGUAUGUGUUCUUGAUUCUGUAAGGCCCGCCUAUACUUUUGACCAUCUUUGGUUCUUAUAUGUUUAACCUCUCCUGGUGCUGGAUUUUCUUGGACUCUCCUUAUUGGACAGAAUGGCUGGUCUUGAGGAUGACCUGUGAGGUUUGUCAUAAACAGGCCCUAGGAAGGAAGCGACCUUUGCUAGACACGAACACAGUGGACAUCACAAGCAGACACGUUCCGUCUGUUUAUCAGAACAGGGCAGAUGUGUCAGGCCUUCUGCUGCUGUGGGACAAACUCUUCCAAUGCAGCAGCUUGAAAAUGGGAACUGCUGUUGUGUCCCAUGGCCUCGGUGGAUCCACAAGGUGGUGCUGCCUCAGCUGCUUGUGGAGUGAUCUUGGUCUCAGAUCCAGUCACGGCAUCUUGGGGCUAGGACAGGAAACUUGGCUGCCUGGUUGCUCCUCAUGGUCAGUGAAGCAGUGCUGAAGAUUGACAGCUCCUGCCCUGUAGGUGACCCACAGUGUGUCCAUGAGUUUCUGAGUCAAGUGGGUGGUCAAAGAGUAAGGGAGGAACCACACUGUCCAUAUGUCUUCGCCUGAAGUCACACUCCACAGAAAAGUCUAGAAGGUGGUGUUGCUGGACACAGCCUUUGAUGAGGUACUUAGGUCUCCUUGAGGCUUGGGGUUUACCUGGGGUCCUACAGCAAGUAGAACCAAGCUGUGAUCUGGAGCUGUCAGGGUAGGGUAAGGGCUGGGCUGGGCCCAGGGAGAGCCUUGAGGUCCCCUGUGUCAGCUUUCUGUUCCUGCCAGCGACCCAUGCUACAUGCCAGAUGAUCAACAGGCAUUAUUGAGUGUGGGACUGCCAUGUGUCACCACUGCCUCGGGCCACCUUGACACUUUGUGAUCUCGUGGCCCCAUUUGAUGGUCUCUUGUCCUGGGAACUCUUUGGCCUCUGGUGGCAUGUGGCAGGAAAUUUGGAGUAAUGUGGGAUCUUCCUGACACUAGGGUUUUUUUUGUUUUGUUUUGUUUUUUUUUGGAUCUGUACAAUUUUUACCUAAAGUUGGAAAGACAGACUCCCCAUUCUAGAGUUCCAGCCCUUAGGUGUGUGAAUGCGCCCUCUCCUUCUCCUUUACCAGGGCUGAGCUGGCAGAAGAGACCUGGCCCCUAGAGUGAGCAGAGGGUAGCUCCAGAGCCCAGGAAUGUCCUGUCUGCAAGCAGCAGGUGGGAUGCUGUUUGUGCAGGCUGGGCUGCCCCGACUCCUGCAGGGCCUCUCCCUUCACGCCUACAGUCUCCUUAAAGAGCUACUGUUUCAAGGAGCUUUCAAGGCCCCCCGGGAAGCAAAAUUCUCUCCUAAAAGGCAGAAAAUCUCCAUAAUGUGUCUACUUCAGAAAUCUAGUUUUGCAUAGCACUUGAUAGUGAACCCAAGACCAGGCAAUUGCUAAGCAAACGCUGUGCCACGGAGCUGUGCCCCUACCCUGUUGGCGUUGAUUUUCAAUGUAUACUUGGUGCCGUUCUGCUGUGGAUCAAAGGAAGAGUAAGCCCCCCCAGCCUUGACCCUCAGCCCUGGGGAGACAAGGCCCAGGUUUGAGUCCAAGAGGGAUGGCUGACCUCAGCGGGUUUGAGGGUAGGCAAUACCUAAUGUGGUCCCUGGCCCAUGGACAGGGGAGGGGCAGGUGGAAGAGAUGUAAAUGAAGCUGGGUAUACUGGGGAAUACCUGAGCAAAGGUGCUGCAGUGGGGGGCGGGCUGAUCCGCCACGCCCUGGCUUGCCCCUGCAGCGACUGUACAGCAUGGACCUGCGGAGCUCCCACAAAGCCAAGGGCAAGGAGAAGCUCUGCUUCUCUCUGGCGUGCCCACUCGGCAACGGGAGCCCCAAGGGGGUGGUCAAGGCAGGGGCAGCUGAGCUGGUGGAGAAGGGCCCCUUGGGGCCCACCCUGCCUUUCCCGCUCCGCAAGCCACACAAGGCCCACAAGUACCUGCGGCUCUCACACAAGAAGUUCCCGCCAUGCGGGUCCCACCUGGAGAGUCACAGCCAUCGACGGGAGCUCUCCCUGCAGGAAUCAGCAGCGCCAGAUGUCCUGCAGGCCACUGGAGACUGGGAGCCUGUGGAGCAGCCCCCUGAAGAGGAGGAAGCAGACCUGACCAAUGGGCCGCCUCCCUGGACGCCCAUGCUCCCCUCAAGUGAAGUUACCGUGACUGACAUCACCGCCAACUCCGUCACAGUCACCUUCCGCGAGGCUCAAGCCGCCGAGGGCUUCUUCCGAGACCGCAGUGGGAAGCUGUGAACAGCGGCUUUCCCUCUUAAACUGUGUUUCUUGGGGCUUGGGUGAGGAAUUCCAGAGACAGGAGGGGCUGGGAGCAGGGUAAAUAUUUUAUUUUUUUAAAAAAGCAGAAACAUGGGGAAGACCCCACCACCCUGCCCUUGCUUCAUGAGGGUUGUUUACAAAGAGGCCUCUGGGAAAGGGUGGGAAGGCCAGUGCUGUUUGGGUCUCAUCUCCAGGGCAGAUGGGGACAGGCUACCCUUCCCAGUAUUCCUCUGUCAUUAUCUUUCAGAGGCUGAUCCUUGGAGUUGGAGGAGCCCAGGAGGUCCAGACCUUGCCUCAAGCAGUCACCCCAGCUUUCUGGUGGUGUCCCUCCCUGUUCCUUUACUAUGAACUUUCCACUCCAGCUUUGUGGUGGGACAUGGAGAUUGGCCUUGGCUACCAAGGACAAGAUCAGGACAGUGGGCCGGACCAGGGAAGAGGCUGCUCACCAAGCCUCUGAAUGUGCUGUCUCCCCGACAUUGGCCUGUGCACAAUCUCUAGAUGGCUGGAGCACAUCCAGCCGCCCCAAUGUGCACACACGGCGUGUGUGUUCACACCUGCCCUGUGUCUAUAGACCUGUCCAUGUGGACCUUGCACACCUUUAGAAACUGACCAGGUGAACACGGCGUCAUUCACAGCACAAACGAACUUGCCGUGGCACCCUUGCUCCACCUCGCAUGUACGUCACAUGACAGGAUCGGUCUCUGUUGGUUUGCAGCUGUCAGCAUGUAAUCUCCGAGCCUCGGUCAGGACCGGGCUUGGUGUGCAAGGUGCAGAAGCUUCCACACAGGCUCACAGACACCUGGCCCACCCUGCCUCCCACAGGAGUUCACGUUCUUUCUGACUCAGGUGACUUUCCAGCCCCACCCCUUCCUCUCCCCUCCCCUGGUGUGUGGGCAGUCAGGGAGGGGGUGUCCCACCACUUUCUCAGGGCAGUCCUUAUCUUCUCUGUCACCCCCACCCCCACCCAACCUGAAUGGCACAGCUUAGGACGACCCCUCACAUCUCGUGGGGAUUGAGUUAUAUGAGUCAGGUGUGUGGUCCUGGUGGUGGGGGGCGGUUUGCUAGUUUGCACAGGUGCCCUAUAGGCUGACACCUUCCUGCCAGGGGAAGGGCCCCUCCCUUGUUGAGGGCACACUGCUCUCUCAGCCCUGCUACCAUAGGAACCUAUGUGGUGGGGUCAUAGCAGCUACCAGUUCUGCUGUGUCUUUAGGGCGCCAGCAGGGUCUGUAUGAGCAAGGGUAGGAUGACUUACUUUUAGACACUCCCGUUCCCAAACCAAAGAUCCUGUACCCUGUGUCUGUCUGGGAUUCUGUCCUCUACCUUCUCUAGUCCCUGGUCUCCCUCUCCUUAAUUCUCAGUUGUCCAGGGCUAUCUCAGUGCUUCCAUUGAGGGCAGUCUUCUGUGGGUGACCUGAAUCUGGAGGGUUUCUGGGUGGGCCUGGGACAGGAGGAGCCUUAGUCAGUGGCCUCCAGGAGCCUGGGAGUGGGGAGAAGCUGGGUGUUCUUGAGCUCCUGGAGAGAAGGUGAGGGUGGGUGGCUGAAGCUUUUCUUUGCUGUUGGAUUUGAUGGCCCACAAUACUGGGGGACAGCAUCCUGUUGAUGUCAUGCUCCCCAUCCCUAGGGGCAUGAGACUAAAUACCUGUACAGUUCCAUCCUGAGGCUCCAGGAGGCUUUCCAGGCAGCUGUCUUCUGUCUUUAGCAGUAGGCAGUGUCCUUUUCUCUCACGGGGCCCUUUGUGCAACCCACCAGUUCCUGGAGAGUAUGGCCUAAGCUGGGUAUCCCUCAGGGUGGCCAUGUCACUCUGGACUGCUGGAAACUGGCCACCUAGGGAGAAUGGCUGAAGGCUUCGAGUGGCUACACAGGCUUCUCCCAGCCCAAAGCUACCCAAGUGGACAGUGACCUCCUCCACCCACAUACACUAACCCCUUACAGGGCCAGUACAGAGCAAUGAGUGGUGGCCACCAGCCUGUGUUUUCCCUGGCUCCACUCAUCUGAAUGUAGAGAUUGGGUUGUUCUCCCUCACUGGGUUGGGGUGAAGACACGCCUCAGCCUCUGGUGUGGACUCUUGCAGUGCCACAGUUGAGCCCAUCCAGGCCAUGUGGUUCUCGUCUGUUAAGACGGUGAUCUUAUUGCCAAGCUCCUCUCGCCUCCUGCCCACUGAGGGAGGAGCUCAGUGUCGGUGAGGUGGGGUCGACUUUGCUUUAUAAACGGCGGGCCCGACCUGGCCACCAGGUCUCAGCACAAGACCGCUUCCUUUGCACAGAAUGAGCUACGAGCUUUGUUCAGACUACCUGAAUGUAUUGGGAGGAAUCGGGCAUAGGCCUUCCCCUGGGGGGUAUGUGCUGGGAAGGGUCAGCAAGUGUAGACCGCAGUUUUAUUUUUGUACUGAUAUUGGUGAGAGACUAUAUCAUCUAUUUAUUUAGGUGAUUUAUCUGGUAGGUGAGGCAAAAAAUUAUCAAAAAAAUACAUUAAAAUGACUUUAGAAACUUA